UUGUGAUGUCACACCUGCACAAGAUAGGUCUCACUGUGAUGUUCUAGAACUCCUUAUUGAAGCUCCCUACAAGCAAGCAUCAUUUUUAAUAGGCCUGCUGCCGUCUUAUUGGCAUGGUUUGACUAAUAGCAGAAAUGGCUACAGCUGAAAAAAACCACCUGAGUGAGAAGAGAGAAUUGGACCUGGACCUUCCUGCUGCACAGACUCAGCAGCUUUCACCUAAAGAUGAAAUGGUUCAUUCUGCAAUCCCAAUUUCAUCUACUCCAUUGCAUGAUAAAACAGCAGCUGGUGACUCAACCUUGAGGUCCGUGAUAGAAGAAAAUGCCUUUCAAGUUUUGAGUGAUGGACCCUGGGCAAAAAGACCCCGGCUUGCUCUCUGUGAUGAUGGUUCUCUUGAAGACAAUGAUUUUCUGUCCCUUACCUUCCCAAAGAAACUGUGGAAAAUUGUUGAAAGUGAUCAGUUUAAAUCACUGUGGUGGGAUGAGGAUGGGAAUUGUGUAGUGAUUGACGAAGAACUUUUUAAAAAGGAGGUCCUGGAAAGGAAAGGACCAUUGCGCAUCUUUGAAACUGACUGCAUGAAAAGCUUCAUUCGACAGCUCAAUCUCUAUGGCUUUAGCAAGAUGAGACAGAAUUUCCAAAGGUCUGCCUCCCUUGUUGAAUUUUUAGCGGAAGAAAAAGCCGCUUAUGCAUUUAGCAAGUUACAGUUCUACCAUAACCCCAAUUUUAAAAGAGGUUGUCCUCACCUCCUUGCAAGAUGCAAGAGAAGAGUUGGUAUCAAAAAUACACCACCUGUUGCUUUCUCGUUUGAUGAAGACUACAGUGAAAGCUUCUUGAAGAGCAGCUCCAGAAGCCCAGAAGGUCAAACUAAUCUGGGACCUGCUUCUAGGGAAAACGGCUUCCUUGCAAAGGACAAAAUGCACAAAUCCGGACUCCGGAAACCUCCCAUGACCAAGGGCCUUGCUGGAGCAGCAGCCCGGCUGAGGAGUGGAUAUGCUGCUUCCCCUCCAACCCCUCUGAGGGCCUCUGAACGGGGGGCCCCUGAGGACAAUGAGAACAAAAUAAACCAGCUGGCUCCUUUCCAUGUACCCCAGCACUCCAACCAUGCUCGAGUCAACACACACGAGAUAGAUUCGACCACCACCACAUCUGCUACCUCUUUGUAUCAUGUCAUACCCCCCGUACCCAACAACCCCUUUGCACCAGUGAUGGGGCUGCCAGCUUUCCCAAACAUAUACCCAGACUUAUCAGCCAUGCAGGCUCAUUGGGCCAGUUUACUCCCGUUUUGUAAUCCAUGGUUCUCUAUGCCUAUGAUAGCAGCCGCUUCUGCCAUUUCCAUGUCAAGAUCCUCCCAUCAUCAUCGAACUCCUGCGUAUCAUCAUUGCCCUAAUUGCAACUGUACUUCAAACGCCACACCUGCUUCCAAAGGGGUUGGACCCAAAGCAGCGGAAUAUACUGGGUAUCAUCGAUGAAGCAAAGGGCAGACUGGGAAAAUACGCCCCUUUUUGAAAAUAGGGAAAUUCACCAUGGCAUGGACGGAAGAAUAAAUGUCUUUCUUUCCCUUCUUCCUGUCUUGUUUACCUAGGUUAACUUCUGUAUUUCUUUUAUCAUGGAUGGAUUAGAAGUAACUUGUUUUCUUUUAUGGUUUUGUUGUGAAAAAUAUAGAUUUAAGGAGAAAAACUGUAGGAUAGUAGUUGGAUUUGGGUUGUCCAUUUUCUGCUGUUGCUGGAGAUAAAAAUUGCAGUCCACAAACAACUUACCUUACCGUUCUGUGUGUCUUGCAGCUAAGGAAAUAUUCUGAAGUGGAUUGCAGCUAGAAGUGCUUGAUGAGUUGGACUGGACAAUCCAUGUAAAAUAUGCACACAUCUUAUGUGUUUUAUGAUGGCAUGAGGAAAGAAAAUGUGUGGCCAAGACAGUUUUAUGAACUAGCUUGAAGAUUAAAAAUCUGAGAGUAACAUGGUUAGGAAAGAAAAGGCUUUGCCAACAAUACUUACGCAAGCUUUGUUUGG
Messenger RNA from Elgaria multicarinata webbii, 2006 nucleotides. RefSeq names its product heat shock transcription factor, Y-linked-like. Lineage: Eukaryota; Metazoa; Chordata; Lepidosauria; Squamata; Anguidae. Gene Ontology annotation, molecular function: DNA-binding transcription factor activity; sequence-specific DNA binding. The record is from RefSeq and is a predicted model, not a curated record. The transcript has 2 exons. Gene Ontology annotation, biological process: regulation of DNA-templated transcription. The coding region runs from base 135 to 1469 and encodes 444 amino acids.